AUGAAGGUGUUCAAUCUGCUUCUCCUCUGGUGCUUGGGCUUGGUCACCCACGUACUGGCCAACAACGAAGCUGCUCCCUACGAGCUUUUGCACUACUACUACGUAUACAAAUUGGAAUGGGACACGGGCAUUGACAAAACCAUCGCCCCGGGCUGUGCCACCGAGUAUGGCCACAUGUGCUAUUUCGACGAAUUCGCCAAGUACCUCAUGGACGACAAUUGGCGAGAUGCGUACCGGCCGAGCGCAGCCGAUCACACCAAGACCCCAGGCAUGGCGGCCGUGAGCAAGUUGUCGAGCAACAUACCCCGUUCUGCGCGGUACAAACUGAACUUGCUGCUUCCCCAUAUCAAUGCUGAUGCAAAAUCCUUCCCCCUCGUCUUCGAGGCGGUUCUCCACGCCGCCAACAAUGCUAUCGCGCAAGAUAACGUGAACAAAGAUGAUCUGGAACAAGCGGUGGAAAUGGCUCAGGAAAUCAAGGAGGCCCGCACUCCGGCCGUCUUUGAAAUCCAAGAGGCCGCGCUCAAAGCUCGCGUCGGGGAAGAGGCGUUCGAGUUUGUUCAAGUCACGGCGUCCGGGUUCAAGUGGCCGGAGACCUUGGCCGCGAUAGAUAGCGCGAUAGAAGAUGGUGAUCUCACUGCCGAGAAAGGAGCGACGAUGAAAGAGAGUAUUCGACUAUUCUCUUUGACCUAUGAGCAUGAUAUUCUCGCCGGAGAAGUUUCUGAUCACAAUCAUUUAAACAUCGUGAAGUCGCUUGCAACUUCUAUCACCAGCCUGACACGGGGAAUUGAAGAACGGUUCCCCGAGAGUGGUGGCGUUUCUUCGAGCGGGCCAUCGAGCGAGUGUGAGAGUGAGUUUAGCUACUCGAGCACUUCCUCAUCCUCAGACUCAGACUGA
Penicillium expansum is the source of this 894-nucleotide messenger RNA. RefSeq lists its product as uncharacterized. The record is from RefSeq and is a predicted model, not a curated record. The transcript has a single exon. Lineage: Eukaryota; Fungi; Ascomycota; Eurotiomycetes; Eurotiales; Aspergillaceae. The coding region runs from base 1 to 894 and encodes 297 amino acids.